GUAUUUUUAUUAGUGAUCAAAAUCAAAACAAAACUUUAGAAUAAUAGAUGUUAUUAAAGACUGUAAAAAUGUGGAAGAGAGUAGACCCGGUCAAUGAGAGAGAUCUAAUAUUUCAUGAAUUAAUAGACGAAUGCAGGCACGCUGUACCCAGUGCAAGGUUAUCAAACACUUUGCGCAAUAAAUUGGAAAAAUACCCUCUGGAAGUGCGACGGGACAUUGUGAAUAGAAUAAAAAUUGGCUGUUGUCCGUUGUUUAUCGCUUGCAAAAAGGGACAAACGGAAAUCGUCGAAUAUCUCAUCAACGUUUGCGGAGCUGACAUCGAACAGAAAGGCAUAUACGAAGUGCCUGAAGACAGGUCUACUCACGUCGUAACGCCUUUGUGGUGCGCCUCCGUUUCGGGCAAACUAUCCAUAGUCGACAUUUUACUCAGAAGCGGUGCAGAUAUUAACGCCUUAUCGGAUACAGGGUCUACUCCCGUCAGAUCAGCAUGUUACAUGACACACUUCGAAAUUGUUAGGUAUUUAGUCGAGCACGGGGCCGAUAUAAACAAACCCAAUUACAACGGGGGCACCUGUUUGAUUAACUCUGUACAGUGCGCUUCAUUGUGUGACUUUCUAUUGAAAAACGGUGCGGAUGUUAAUGCGAGAGACAUUCAGAACAAAAGUGCUCUUCAUUAUGCGAUACAAGAACAUAGGUUAGAAACGACGAAAUUACUUCUAAAACACAAUGCAAAUUACAACGCCAAAUCAAGAUAUGGCGACGACGCCCUUCAAAUGGCUUGCCUGAAAGGCGCCACUCGAAUAUUCGAAUACCUUGUAGCCAACAUCGAUUACGAACCGGAACAAUUGGCUAAUGCCCACGAACUCAUGGGCUCCACUUACCUAGACGAAUAUAACGACAUAGUGAUAGCUCUGUUUCAUUGGAAUAAAGCACUGGUAAUAAGACAAACACAUGGUUUAUUCCCGAAGCAGCCAAUAAUGACACCGCAAGAAGCUUAUAGGUACCAGAAGGAAUUCGAAACGAUGGAGGAACUAGGAGAUAUCUCAGUAGAUUUAGAUUUAAUUCGAAUACAAAGUUUACUUAUUGCUGAACGGAUUUUAGGUCCACAUCACAAAGACACGAUAUUUAGGUUAAUGUACCGGGGGGCGGCUUAUGCGGACGUGAUGCGAUAUCAGCGUUGCAUCGACCUGUGGCGACGGGCCCUGCAAAUUCGUAUCGAAAAAGACUCAAUUUUAUACACGGACACCGGCUUUUCGGCCCAAGCACUACUAAGACUGAUGAUGGAUUACCACGUGCAAUCGUUAAUGAACGGCGAGCAAAAUAUACAGCGCAGAUUUCACGAUGUGGUUUCCGUAUUUAAUCUCAUGACAGACAAUAUUGUCGAAAUUCGAAAACUUUUAACUAUUAGACCUGUUUACAAAAGACAAGCGGACUUCUUCGAUAAAAUGUUGAAAUGCAUAACGCAUUUAAUCUAUUUAAUGGUGGAAACGAUGACUUCCGACGAAGAGAUAUUGUUCGUAAAAAAACUGGUAACGGAUUUUUUGAAGAAGAAUAUCAGAUGCGUUAUCGUCGACGACACCAUAUUACAUUUAUGCGUUUCCAUUUUCAACACGAUUAAAUCUAACUAUUUCAUGGACGAAGAACCGAUUAUGAUAUUUCCACGGGAAAACGUCAUAAAAUGUCUACUGGAAUGUGGAGCACCAGUUAACGUCAAAAAUGAACUAGGUUUCACUCCUUUGCACACCAGUAUGGUACCUUAUAAUAAUUAUUCGGAUUGGUUGGUGAAAUUACUAUUGGAAUAUGGUGCCCACAUAGAUCAACCGAAUCCCUCAGGCUUGGUACCGCUCGACGAGAUUAUGAAGCACCAACAGUCGGAUUUGUUCGUUCUAAAUUAUUUGACGCUGAAAUGCAUGUGCGCAACGGUGAUUUGUAAAUACAAAAUUCCCUACGCAAAUCAGAUACCGAAGACGCUUGAGCAGUUUGUUAAACUCCACCAACCAUAGAGUUUGUUAUUUAUUUGAGAGUCUAAGAAAGUUGAUAUUUCUCACUAAACUUAAUUCCAAAGUGUGUUAAUUUAUUUUUUCUUGUGGUAUUAUUGUAGUUAUGUUAUUGCAAAAACGAGA
This is a messenger RNA of Phyllotreta striolata, 2123 nucleotides long. Lineage: Eukaryota; Metazoa; Arthropoda; Insecta; Coleoptera; Chrysomelidae. The record is from the annotation of a GenBank genome assembly.